GGCCAGUACGCCUCGGGCCGCCGGGCGGAUCGAACGCGAGAAGUCGAGGCUCUCUACGCCGAGCCGCGUCGUUAUCAUCGAGUCGCCGAUCAUCGGAUAAUUUUCGCGCAAAAUCACCAAGAUUCUCUUUCUCGCGAGACCCUCGAGAGAGACACGUGUGUUAUUCGCGACGUGAUUCUGCUCCUCGCGCCAGUGAACUCUGGUUCGUCAACGGGGAUAAUGAGUAACGUGAAUUGUUGAUAUUGUUGAUUUUUCUUGGACGACGAAAAGUCACUUACAAUUAUAUAUUCUCCUGGAGGUCCGCGAAAAACAGGCACGCGUGGCAAAACUUUGAAAAAAGAGGUUGAAUAAGAGAGAGAUUGUUUCGACAAAUAUACAUCUCGAAGAGAUCAGCUUGAGGAAGAGUCGGCGGAUAUGCAGGGCGAAGGGAUGAACCAAAGUGCCCUUCUCGCGUUGCGCAGGUGAUUCGCUGAGAGAUGUCAUCCUGAGUCACCACCAUUCGGGAAACGAAGAUGUGCUGCUCGGGUGAUGGUCCAGGUGGUAUCGCGUUGACCAGAUGCGGCGUCGUAUGCGGCCUCGCCGCCCUCGCGGCCCUCAGCGUCGCCCUUCUGGGCCCGACCUGGCUCCAUACCGAGGAGAAGCUCGCCCUGCCGAAUGUACCGAGAAACUUCGCUAAUGUGGUCAGCGUGAGAUUCAAGCUCGGGCUCUUCAGAGUCUGCCCGAAGAUCGUGAAACCCACUAACUUUACGAUUCACAUCGCCACGCCGGGUUGUAGUUACGUGAGAUACAGCAAUUUGGAGGACGUGAGGCCGCAGGAGUUGGGUUUCAGCCAAUUAGAAUUCACGCCCACGGUCGUCUCAAAAAUACGGAUCUCCGCACCGUUCCAAGUCGCCGCCGCGAUCUUGAUUCUCGCUGCAACAGUGUCUGCUCUGAUCGGCCAUUGUUAUUCCGAUCACAGGACUCUCGUAGCCUGCGGACUCUUUCUCCUAAGCGGACUUUCUUUGGGCGGCGGACUGAUAGUUCUGGCAUCAGCCUUAUCGGACGCGUCACUGGAACUGCCGGGAAAGUACAGCUUGCCGUCUACUGCCGGCAUGCAAAUGGACGAUAACGGUCUACCUCAGUACCACUACGGCUGGUGCCUUCAGCUCUCGGGAUUAGCGCUGAUGCUCGCGGAAGUGGCGGCCGUUUUAACCAUGUCCGGUUACAUGGCGCGCUUUUCCACGGUUGAGGAGAUGGUGAGAGUUAUGGUCCCGGGAGCUGAGAGGAAGCUGAGGGAACAGAGAGGACUCAGCUCGGAAUAUCUCGUGCGGGCGCAUCAGAAAUCGCCGGGACCGCCGCAGGCACGACCCUUCGGUCAACCGGCUAAAACGCCUCAAAAAAUAGCCGAAGAGGGAACGUCGUUGCUCUGCAAGUCGGCGCCCGAUAUCUGCGCGGGCUCGAAUCCGCAGGCCAUCAGUUACGUCGAUAAGGCAGACCUGUCCCACGUCUUGCCGGCCUAUCCGGAUAACAAGGGCAUCGAUCCGCGGUACAACUUCGACAAGACCGAGGGGAGCGUUGUGGAUUCCCGACUGAGCGGCUUCACGGACAAGGAAGGCUUUAUCGACUCUCGGAUCUUGUCCGACUCAAGGCAGAACAUGAUCGCCUUCACGGAUAACAAGGAGUCGGGACAGGAACAGCGAUACACUACCGACUUCUCCGCGAGAAGCGCCGAGAAUCAGGACAUCGUGGAUUCAAGACUGAGCGGUUUCGCUGACAAGGAGGGUCUCCUCGAUUCCAGACUGAGCGGCUACGUCGACAAGAACGAGUCCCUACUGGACACCCCAUUCGGUUACGACACCAGAUACAACAGUCUGGCUGGUCAGACCGUCCCGAUCACCCUGAAGAAUCAAAACACGUCCGUGUCGGCCAUUCAGUCGCAGUACAUAUAUCAAAAUUUCGGGACGAUACACUCGGGCAUUCUCAAGGUAUCGGAACCCGGUACCAGCUCCAGUUCCAAUUCCAGUCAGCGCAGCAUGACCCUGCAGAACCCGAAACGCAAGUCGCAAAUCGCUCAGAACACCUUCAGCACGAUGGAAUGCGAGAGGAAGAAGCGAGCGUCCGGGGGGCUGACUGGCAAGACAAGCUUUUACACCGGAAGUGCUGUAUGACCACCACCCCCGCCUCCGACCCCAAAAUAACUCCAAGAAGAGGAGACCCCACUGUAGCCAAAACUAUUCGGCGCGACUACUUAUUCGAGACGGGUUGGAGGAUACAGAUCGGACAUGCAAGAGAACUGAAAAAGAAGAGAAGAAAGAUUUUCUAUCAGCCAAUUUACAGCAAUGUAUAUGAAAUAAAGAAAACGCGUUCUCGUUUGCGGAUUCCUGCGGUGAAUUUCAAAGGAAGCCAAAGAGUACUAUGAUUACGCUACGCGUCUCGAGAUACAAUUGAUUUCAAGGGCAAAAUUCUUAAAUAUAAUUCGCGUGGAGAUUCAAAUGUAACUUUCCGUCAAUAACAUUGUGGAUAACACACCACGCGAGUCGAAUGAGAGAAGUAAAGAUGAACGAAAUCGAAAUUGCUCUUAUCAUUUUAUAUAGUCAAGGAGUAAAAUAAUGUCUCCGUCACUCGCUGUUAAGAUUUAACUUUAACUCGACACGUAAUCGCGUCUCAGCUGCAUAACCAAUCGAACAAAGCUAUGUAAGGUGCUUUCUUAAAUGGAAUCAGUGUAUUAUCAUUGAUAAGCUAUAGUUUUAGUUGUAAGUAUAACACUGCCAAUAGCGUGAAAUCUCAUUAAAAGUAUUAAUAGUAGUAUCUAGCUCUUUCAAUCGAUGAGAUUUUAAAAUGCAUUUUAUAUUAUAAGAUAAAUAACAAUAUAUUUUGUUAAAAAAAUAUUUGAAUUUGACUGAAAAUAAGAGUCUUCUUCAUUUUUUGUAAUUUUAUUACAUCUUAAGAGUGUAAAGGAAUGUAAUACGUAUGAUUCUGUGAAUUUAAAUACUAGCCAUACGAAAUCUUACAUAAUCAAUAAAAUAAAAAUAAAAAAGAUCAAUAAGAUGAAAGAACAAAGUGUGACUGUUUUCAUUAAAGAUCAGUGAAAAACUCAUUGAUCUUUGGUGAAAUAUCGUCACUGUUUUGAUCACUGACAUUUUCACUGAUUCAAUUUAAGAGAGUGGGAUAUUAAUAUAGUCAAUACGUUGUAAUACAUUUGGUGGUUGAUAUAAUCAAGAUACUCACGAGAGAGAUACUCGGGCGGAUACUCGAUAUUUUUUUUUUCCCUUUAAUAAUAACAAGAAAGAAGAUAUAUGGUCAAUGCGAAAUCAAGUAGUUUUCGAUUUAAAAUUUCUCCUGAUUUCUUUCGGCGAUUUUUACGCGCCUUACAAUUGUAUCAUUAAUCGAGGACAUAUCAGAGAUAAACAUGUUGGUUUCGUUGAUAACGCUACUUGCUGGAAGGUCUCGUAUUUUCAUUUUCAAUCUUUGCCCGCGCUCUUUGCGUUACUUCUUUAUAUAUAAGACGAUAACUCGACAGAUAAAAGAUGUUUUAUGUGCGCCCGCAUAAUUACACGCAUCAAUAUAUUGUAACGUGUAGUUGAAUGUAAUAAAAUAUUCCUUUUCUA
This is a messenger RNA of Formica exsecta, 3587 nucleotides long. RefSeq lists its product as uncharacterized. Gene Ontology annotation, cellular component: postsynaptic density membrane; AMPA glutamate receptor complex. The transcript is spliced from 7 exons. The coding region runs from base 513 to 2147 and encodes 544 amino acids. Gene Ontology annotation, biological process: neurotransmitter receptor internalization; postsynaptic neurotransmitter receptor diffusion trapping; neurotransmitter receptor transport, postsynaptic endosome to lysosome. NCBI's taxonomy places the organism in Eukaryota, Metazoa, Arthropoda, Insecta, Hymenoptera, Formicidae. Gene Ontology annotation, molecular function: channel regulator activity; voltage-gated calcium channel activity. The record is from RefSeq and is a predicted model, not a curated record.